This is a messenger RNA of Exaiptasia diaphana, 6304 nucleotides long. Its product is annotated as nucleolar protein dao-5. The transcript has 43 exons. Lineage: Eukaryota; Metazoa; Cnidaria; Anthozoa; Actiniaria; Aiptasiidae. The record is from RefSeq and is a predicted model, not a curated record. Bases 44 to 5419 code for a protein of 1791 amino acids.
AAUCAGUAGAAGGAUAUGAUUUUAAGACAGUGAGAGGUUUACAAUGCCAUCUCUUACAAUAGAUCAUCAAGUCAUGGAACUUUUCAAGGAUCCCCMAAAAAAUUACAGUGCAUUUGCCAAAGCCAUUGCUCAGGAUGCAGAAAAGGAGAACUUUGAUGCAAUUGACAACCAGCUUAUAUACCUCAACCAAGAGAUGAAUAGAGGCUCYCAAGGCAAUGCUAUGACAGAUGUCAUUGAUGAAAUUGUUGACCAAGGAAUAAUUGAAAUGAUGUGGCAGGUGUUUGUUAAAAUGAUAAGUAAUGAUCARCCAAUUAUAGUCCCACCUUUGACAAAAUCUUUGAUAAUCCUGCUUGAAACUAUAGCAAAUAUUAUAGGUAUCUCAGAUACGGCAAAAUCAAAGUCCAGCAUUUUUUUGCCAUAUUUGAUGAGAAACAUAGUUGGAAUCAGUGAAAAUGAAUGUCGUCUAAGGUUAGAGGCAGCUAAACUGAUCAACAAUUUACUAGCAAAUAUAGACUCAUCGAAURGUGACCAAACCAACGAAAUGAAAAAGCAAAAAAACAUACGUGAAGGCAUUGGUACACUGCUGAGCAACGCAGGCGACUUCGAGCUACAAGCACACCUACUAGAGAUAGUAUUCAGACUCAUACCAAAAUCAGAGAGAGGUUCAUAUACGUCUACAUGGUUUGAUUGUGAAGAACUUCGACAGCUUUUUUCAACUAUCGAAGACAAUUGUUUCGAACCUGGUUGUAGAAGGUUCUUAAACAAAGUGAAUGACAGCACAUCUGAGAAAAAAGUCUACUCAAUUCCAUGCCAAAAAGUGUUUUUUGGAAAACAAAAGGUUUCCAUCGCAAAAGACACUGAUUCGAACAAAUAUUGGAUUGAUUUUAACCUUGGGAGUAGGACUCUAAAGUUUUUUGUGGAAGAGAAAGAUGACAAGGAUGAUGACGAGACUUGGUGGCACACAGUUGUUAUCACUGCAGAUAACGUUUCUUCGUGUAUUUUUUUUGAGYCACACCACAAUAGUCCAACCAUUAAAAUCACGUUAAAAGAUGAUGCWGCAAAACUUAUCCCAUCAUUACCUGAACGUGGUGAACACUCUGUGUUCAUAAGACUUGAUGCAGAUUCUAAAUACAAUCAAACAAUGCUUACUGAUAUAUUCCGUAAAAUGAAAUGGGUAAGCUCAGAGUUCUUGUCUCCCAAGUCAUCCGUUGCUAUAAGCGUAGUGCAUGUUGCAAAUCGUCAGAAAGGCACAAUGAAAAUCCUUCCAUCUAUCACUGCAAAGCCACCACAGGCAUUGAUGGAAGAAGACGAUCAUGACAGUGAUUACCCAUCUUCCAUAACGGGGCAGAGUCCAGAGGUCUCUAGCCAACCAACAAGUCAAUCAUCAAGUCAAAAGCAAGAUUCUCAAGAGCUGAUCAAGAGUGCAAAGCCAGACGAAGAUCAAAGAACACCCAAGGGCAAAGGGCAUUCUAUUGUCACUAAAGAAAAAGAAGAAAACCAAGACAAAUCAAUGGCCUUUGGGAAAGGGAAUGACAAUGAAAGUCGACAAGGUCUUCGUCCUAGAGGAAAACGAUCAAUAUCUCCACAAAGCGUCAGUAAAAAGGGUAACGAUGGUGAUCGCGCUAAUAUCAAAGACACCAAAUCCGCUAGACUAUCAAGUGAAGAAGAAAAAGGUCACAAUUCUAGCGAGGAGAAAAACAAGAAUAAGAAAAUUAUAACUAGAAAGAAAACCAGUGARAGUAAGAGCAGUGAUAUGGAUAGCGGUGCUGAUACUUCUUCAUCAAAAGGUUCAGGACAACGACGGAGUCGAUYGAAAAAAUCAAAGUCACCUCAGCCUARAAAAACAAAAUCUCCUUUACCUGUGGAAAUCGUUAAGGGUGCAAAGCAUUCAAAAUCCUCGACUUCUUCCUCGAAUGACGACGAUAAAGAAUCCAGCAGUCGGCCAAGCAGUGCAAAGAAGUCAGCAUUUGAUAUAGCUAAAGAUAUUCAAAAAGACACCACUAGAAUAUACCCCAAGGCUUUUAACGUUGCAAAGAGAAUGGAAGCAAUGAGAAGCAAUGCCACCAAUAUGAGUCGUUCACAGGAACUUACCAAGAAAGUAUUUGGACAAAAAGGAAGGUCCUUUAAUCAGAAGCAUCCAGAGGCAGAAAAAGAAAGGCUAUCGCAAAGCGCGACUUUACCAUCGAAAUUGUCGUCGCCACCACGAGAAGAUACAGUAAAGACAGGGCUAUCACAGAGUAUGCCAUAUUCAAAAUCAAAAAGUUCUUUAUCCAAGCCUAAAGAAAAGAGCAGCGAUGAAUCACCAGCGAAAAAUGAUUCUGGUUGUGAAGACGAUCAAGUUGAGAUUAUACAGGACUCACUACCUCUAGAUGAUUCUCCAGAAAAGAUCACUAGGCGUAGGUCGGAUAUACCUAGAGUUGGUCACAGAACAGUGCUUGAAGAACGACUCGUUAAGUCCGCACCACCUAWUAAGAGAACAAAAAAGAACACACAAUUCGAGCAGAUUGCUCCACGCCUUGCAGCUAUGCUACGUAAGGGAGGGCGAGACUCGAWAAACUCUUUAUUAAUACCGGAAAACACUGGUUGGGGCUCAUCUACUUCUGCUUCCACAACCACCACAUCGGAAACAGAUUGGCCAGGCCCAAAAGCGGAGCCWGGACCAAAGCCUAGACAUAGCCUARUACCAAAAAUGUCAGUUCGCGAGAAAAGGGGAGCAAGGAGCAGGGCGCAACAGGAAAAAGCAAUAAGGAAGAGGGCGUCUAUCAGUCCUGGACUAAGUGUUAUAUCAGAAGAGCAAACGCCUAAAGAAAGUAAAAAAGAUGAUCGACCAGAAUUAACAGCAGUUGAACAUCCCUCGAGAAAGUCGGAGAAAUCUGCCGAAAAUCCAAAUACUGAUGACACUGUUGAUUAUUCACACAGUCAAGUUCAUGCUCGCUCGAAAAGGCAAAUAAAGGAAGUCAGUAAUGAAAGAAAUAACGAAGUAGAGACAGGACUCAAGAAYCAGGAAGAUAGUGCACCCAUGGAAGACUUCCCACUUGAUUUACCUGAWCUAGAAAUAGACCGCACACAUAAAGAUGCUGGUCUUUCGGGACAAAAGUCAGCUGAAAAUGACAAAAGUGAUACGAUUAUAUUUGUAGACGAGAAGUCACUUCGKCAUGGCACAUCCUCAAAGCAUCGUCACAAAAGAAAAGCAGAAGAUAGUAGCAAUGAUACACAAGACGAUGAUGGAGUAGUUUCGAARGGAGAUACGCGAAAAAAGCAGUACCGAACACGAAAGAAAACCCAAAGUCAAGAGUCCUUAGGUAAAGAUGAAUCUGAUAGUGAUGCUUAUGGUCUUAAUGACAAUAACGAAGUGCCGAAGAAAACAAAAUCCAAUAAAGUUACAACGCAUGGAAAAGACAAAAAUACUAAGAAAGAGUCUUCUGGUGACGAGACUGAUGACCAUUAUAAAAAACACGAAGUGUCGAAGCGAACAAGACCCAAUAAAGUUACAAYGCAUGGAAAAGACAAAAAUCCUAGMARAGAGCCUUCUGAUGAAGAAASUGAUGAUCAUUAUAACAAACACGAAGUGCCAAAGCGAACGAAAACCAAUACUGUUACAUCACAUGUCAAAGACAGAAAUUCCAAGAAAGAGUCCUACAAUGAUGAUGUUGAUGAUCUGUAUGACAGUUAUUUAGCGCCAAAGCAAACCAAAACCAGUAAAGCAAAGUCACAUGGUAGAGAAACAGAUCCAAAACAACACCCUUCUGAUGAAGAGAUGGAAGACCUUUAUGACACGAAAUUCGUAAUGCCUUCGAGAACAAAAACUUCAAAUGUUUGUAAUAGAGGARCAUCUUACAUAAAUCCUAGUAACCAGCAUUCUACAAAGAAAGACAAAUCCAAGCCAGUUAACAAAAAACUCCAAAACGARGAUAGAUUGCUUUAUGACAUUGAAGACGACUUCGACUCUAUUCAAGAUGUCCAAAAAGAAAGUAAACUAAUAAAUACUGACAUGACGAUGCUUGCACCCCCUCGAGCUGACAAGCGCAAAAAAGAAAGAAAAACGAAGGCUACACUUUCAAAUAAGUCGAGAGUUAAUCAAGACGUCAAUGACAGUGAGGAUAGUGAGGCAAUAAAACUUCGUCAGUUUUGCGAGAAUAUAAGCAGUGGUCGUAAAUUCACAUCAACACCUGCUUCAAAGAAAUUCGACCAAUUGAUGGAUGAUUAUGAAAACGAAAAGGACCUUGAGAAAGAUGACUCCGAAAAAGAAUUAUCAAGUUACUCUGACGUCGAAACAGAACCGAGCAAACGCCAAAAGCAUCGCCAUAGUGAUAAAAAGGUGUCUAAAAUGAAUAAACACGAGAUGCCUCGCCURCACCCAUCCAUUACCCAAGUGACUACGAAUGAGAGAUUUGGAAGACUUCAGGCUAGUAAUCCAUCAAAGUGGAAAACACCCGAGCAAASUCGAUUAGAUGAUUCAGGUAUUGGUUCAGCAUCUACAGGAUCGCACACAUCGUUUGUAAAAUCAAAGAAAYCACGUCAAAAGGGUGAACUUUUAGUGACUAAGUCUGUCAGCAAGACACCUAUCACCCCAAGGACAUCUGCUAUAAUGAAGCGAAUUGACGAGGAGCAUAGUAACAUACAAAAUGUUGAAAAGCCAAGGCGAAAGUCUCAAAAGUUCGUCGACUGGACGUCAUCUGGUCCCUCGAAGCAAUAUGAAGACGAUGAAGAAAAUGACGACGAGGAGUACAUUCAAAGGGUACCCAAAAGACUUAAAGAAAAGACAAAGAGUGUUCACAAUCCUCAUAUCAAGCCACGAAAACUUUUUAAAGAUCAACAGCAUGUUACCUUCGAUACUUUUGAUGAGCAAUUUCAAGCAACCGAAGGCUACCGAAGCUCCGAUGACUCAGUUGUAGGUGACAUUACAAAUAUCAUGUCGGAUCUCGAAGGAGUACUGAAUGAUAGGCUACGUCGUAAAAGAAACCAUCUACAAAGAUUCUGUAAGAAGACGUUUGACGUGACCCUUCAAACCGUAUCCAGUCACUUAGAACAAAGUCUUGCAAGCAGGGAUCAGCUUGUUGAUACUUUCAAUGAUCAGUUCUUAAAUGAAAUGGACAAUUUGAAAGAUGAAAUGGAAAAGACUAAGAAAAAUGAACAAGAAAUCAUGGCGCGUAUACAAGAAGACAUGAGAACACUAAAAACAGCGAGAGUGAUACAAGAGAAAAAAGUAAAAAGCCUCCAGAAUAUGUGCACGGAGUUUCAAACUGACCUGAUAAAUGACAGUCGAUCUCAUCACCCUGAUCAACAGGGAGCGUUGCAGGAGAAUAUUCGGCAGGAACUUAUCAGUAUACAACGCGACUUUAUGAGGGAAGCGCAAUCCCAGGAUCGCGACAAUCUCAGACGUUCACUCAGGUCUGUUUUAGAUGUUACCAUGAUGUGACGCAAAUUAUUUGGUACAUUUGUUACUGUUCCAUAGUCAAUGCCAGCAUUCGCUUUGUUUCGUUUUGAGAUGUGCAGCAAAAGCCAUUCUAAACCUGAAAUACUUUUAGGAAUGAUUGAUGUGGUCAAAAUCCAAUAACAAAAGUUAAGUUUUCUCCUUUUGGGGACAAUGCAAUGCUGUUUUUUCCUCGAAGUUUUUUUCUUUUCUGAAAGGCUGUUAUAACAAAACCUCCAUUAUCAAACACAACUUUUCUUUAUGGCUCAACUUGCAGGUACAAUUUGCUCGUCGGUGUAUACUGUACUACUAUAAAGUACUGCACUGGAAAAAAGGAUAUUUUAUCUAUCAGUCAUACAAUUUUUGACUCUAAAAUAUUUAAAGUAUAUGAAGUUCUGGUUCAAAACCAUUUUAUAGUGUAACUAUAUAUUGCUUGACAAAAUCAGUAAAGAAAGCUGAAUUUGGCUGCUUUAGCUUUUGAAUGUUUUCAGCUUUUCAAAUGUAAUAAGCUAACUUUUCAUCUGCUAUAAAAAAGUUCUUGUUAUUUAUUAGAGCGGGUGCAAUUAAUAAAAAAAGAUAUUUAUAUUAAAGAUCUAUUCUAUAGCUUGCCUAACUCGAUCUUGCUGUGAACUGGUCACGCCUUUCACUCGCCUUUAUCCGGCACAUGUAGGCUGAUAUAUAGAGUUCGAGAGGAUGAAUGUGGGAUAGAAAAUGCUACAUUCCGGGUCCUGUCUACAAACCAGCCAAUGCAAAAACAUGGCCAUUUGAAUAUCGUGGAAUAAUUAAACCCAUAGUUUAAUUGAACUUUUUUGACAAAUUUUUAUUUUUAUCCCUUAGAACCAGAAUAUAAAAAAGUGUAAUGUUACAUGGCUAUUGCACGAUAUAGCGAUU